CUCUCUCAUGACCGUCCCCGUUUCCGUUCCAUUCGCAUCCUUCCGUCUGAAUUUUCAGAAUAUCAUUUUCUUUGGAUUAGGACUCUAGUUUUACGAGGCAGUUUGUUGCCUCUGUUGUUGGAGGAGGAGACAUUAUUUCAUCAGUUUUUCUCCAUGCCAAACUAUGAGGUCUCUCUGAUCUGCCACUGAAAUCAAGGCUUCCUUGAGCUACAGAGAAGAUGUCGACCAUGGUGUAUCCACGCGAAGAGAAGCUCGAGAAGCUUUCUCAGGAGGAGAUCAUCUCCAACACAAAGCUGGUGAUCCAGGGUCUGGAGGCCCUGAAGAACGAGCACAACUCCAUUCUCCACAGCCUCCUGGAGACCAUCAAGUGCCUAAAGAAGGAUGAAGAGGCCAACUUGGUGCAUGAGAAGUCCAAUCUGCUCCGCAAGUCGGUGGAGAUGAUUGAACUAGGACUGGGAGAGGCACAGGUGAUGAUGGCCCUUUCCAACCACCUGAAUGCGGUGGAGUCCGAGAAGCAGAAGCUGCGUGCACAGGUGAGGAGGCUCUGUCAGGAAAACCAGUGGCUGCGCGACGAGCUGGCCAACACCCAGCAGAAGCUGCAGAAGAGCGAGCAGAGCGUGGCCCAGCUGGAGGAGGAGAAAAAGCACCUGGAGUUCAUGAACCAGCUCAAAAAAUACGACGAGGACGUCUCACCCACUCAGGAGGAAAAGGACCGAGAAACACCAAAGGACUCCCUGGACGACCUCUUCCCUAAUGAUGAGGAGGAGCAUGGCCAAGGAAUGCAGCACCAACACAACAGUGCGACCGUGGCUGCAGCCCAGCAGGGAGGCUACGAGAUCCCAGCCCGUCUGAGAACCCUCCACAACCUGGUGAUCCAGUACGCCUCCCAGGGCAGGUACGAAGUGGCCGUGCCCCUCUGCAAGCAAGCUCUGGAGGACUUGGAGAAGACCUCUGGACAUGACCACCCAGACGUGGCGACCAUGCUCAACAUCUUGGCCUUGGUUUAUAGGGAUCAGAACAAAUACAAAGAGGCGGCCCAUCUCCUCAACGACGCUCUAUCCAUCCGCGAGAAGACCCUGGGCAGAGACCACCCUGCUGUCGCUGCAACGCUGAACAACUUGGCUGUGCUGUAUGGAAAGAGGGGGAAGUACAAGGAGGCCGAGCCUCUGUGUAAGAGGGCUCUGGAGAUCAGAGAAAAGGUCCUGGGGAAGGACCACCCAGAUGUGGCCAAGCAGCUGAAUAACCUGGCCCUGCUGUGUCAGAACCAGGGCAAAUACGAGGAGGUGGAGUACUAUUACUGCCGCGCCCUGGAGAUCUACGAGUGCCGGCUGGGCCCAGAUGAUCCCAAUGUGGCCAAAACCAAGAACAACCUGGCAUCCUGCUUUCUCAAACAGGGGAAAUACAAGGAGGCCGAGAUCCUGUACAAAGAGAUUCUGACCCGCGCUCACGAGAAAGAGUUUGGAUCUGUUGAUGCCGAGAACAAGCCCAUCUGGAUGCACGCGGAGGAGAGGGAGGAGAUGAGCAAGGGCAAACACAGAGACAACACUCCGUACGGAGAGUACGGAGGCUGGUACAAGGCCUGCAAAGUCAACAGCCCCACAGUGAACACUACCUUGAAGAACCUGGGCGCCCUGUACCGCCGACAGGGGAAGCUAGAGGCCGCUGACACCCUGGAAGAGUGCGCGAUGAGGUCUCGCAAGCAGAGCAACACAGGCAUCGACCCCAUCCACCAGACACGCGUGGUGGAGAUCCUGAAAGAUACAGAGGGCGACAGGCGGAGGAGCAGGGACAGCCUGACCAGCGUUAAGUAUGAGAGCGGCUCCGAGACCGGCGAGGAAGUGAGUAUGGGCGUGGAGUGGAACGGGGCCUAAGCCAUCAAGAUUAUUCCUCCAUCCUUCUCUCCUCCCCCAGCACAAUAGCAAAAGGAUGUGUGUUGUCGUUCCCUCUGGCCUUCUCUGUCCCAACAAGCCAACAGCUCCUCUACCAUUCCCGGUGCCCGCCCCCCCCUCCCCACACGCCGCGCGGCAGAGACUCAGAAAGCUACCCCCCCCCUCCCUUCCUGCUGGGACGUUUGGUCUUCUCAUCUCUGCUGUUUUUUCCUCUCUUUUCUUUCACUCUCGAUCCUCUUUCCUCUCACUAACCGUGUCACCCUCUCCCCCCCCCCUCUCCGGUCAUUUACUUGAGCUCUUUCUCUGACUUUUAACAUAAAAGUGUAUGUAAUUUUUUCCCUGUGAGGAAGCCACUCGCACAUUUUGUCCUCUCUUUCGACACCCAUUCGUGACUCGUCAUAUGGGCGUAGUAGAUUUAUUUGGCUAGAUGGAGGAGGAGCAGGGUAGUAAUUUAUUCGAAGGUGAAAAUUUCCACGGUUGGUCCGGAUUGAUCGGAAUCUGAAAGUCGACCUCUGAGCUAGCUUCCAACCUGGUGCCUGUAUUUAGCCAUUUUUCUUUUUUUUUUUUAGUUUUUUACUAAAAUUCUUUGCCUAUUAUUAUGUGUUUUUUUUUUUUUUUUAUGUUUUUAACUAACGCCUGCAAUCAAAAGCUCAAACAUCAGUUUUGAAACCAACGGUACUGUAUAGUUUGACGUGCUAACCGACAACCUGAGAAAUGAGAAGGGAGCGAUGUCAGUUUUUUUUUCGUUUUUAUAGACGCAUUUCCUAUUCGUUUUUGUAUGAUAUUGUUUACAUUCUUAUUAUUUUAUAUUCUAAAUAUGAUUUUACGGCUGAAUAUGAGAGGAGUCAAUGUGUCGACGACACCUUCGCGACGUGAGUCGAACCCGCAGCAAAAUUGGUCGGACCGCAGAGAGCUCCCGUCGCCAUGGCGAUUUAGUUUCAAGAUUCAGCGUCCUUGGGGUUUUUUCGACGGAGCGUUCGCAGAGCAUGUGCACGCUGGCUCACAUUUACAAAGGGAAUUGGGCGACAGAGGGUGAGAGCUGAUAUGACGGCGGAGACCGACUCGGUGGUAGAUUUCCAAAAAAAAACGACUUGAAGAGUUGGUGUAAGAGCAAGAAGCAUUAUUCAACACAAGUCUGUACCCCCCCCCCCCCCACCACCACAGUGGUUUUAGUGUGUAUUUGUGUAUGUUUCGGUGGAUCGGCCUCGGUUUCCCCGCUCCGACUGUAUUUUGAACACAAAGCUUAAUAGAGUGUGUUGCCUCUCGUUUCCCCGCACAGUCGCUUUGCAAGUGGUGAAUCAUGUUUUUUUAGCCGCCCAGAGUACAGUGCGAGUAUUUCCUCAAGAUCACCCUGUUAUUUCAGACGUUUAACUAACUGAAUGUAAAUGACUCUAACAUCCUGGAAGUGUAGUUGUAGUGUAUUUAUAGAUUUGACAGGUGCGUUCACUUAUACGGCUCUUCGGUAUGCUACUUGCCUUGAUUCUUCAUUCCUUCCAACGAGUACGCCUAUACUUCUAACGCAACUCAAAAGAAUCGACCGUGCCCAUCACAUUAUUAUGGCAAUAUUGUUGUGUUAGUGGAAUGCUUAUUUAUUGAACUGUCUACUCUCGACAUAUAUAUAGUGUGACUUCAGUUUUAAAGUGGACGAACAUUAAGUGGUAAGGUCUAUAAGCACUAUCUUAGAAAGUAGGACUGCAUUAUAUUUACCAUUCUGCAUUGUGAAGAUUAUUGCAUCAACACUUGUUGGUAUUCUCAAAUAAAGUUUUUCAUUUGUGAA
Messenger RNA from Mugil cephalus (flathead mullet), 3666 nucleotides. RefSeq names its product kinesin light chain 1b (gene klc1b). Gene Ontology annotation, molecular function: kinesin binding. Lineage: Eukaryota; Metazoa; Chordata; Actinopteri; Mugiliformes; Mugilidae. Gene Ontology annotation, biological process: microtubule-based movement. The coding region runs from base 219 to 1871 and encodes 550 amino acids. Gene Ontology annotation, cellular component: membrane-bounded organelle; cytoplasm; kinesin complex. The record is from RefSeq and is a predicted model, not a curated record. The transcript is spliced from 15 exons.